Molecule: messenger RNA, 1660 nt
Organism: Erigeron canadensis
Lineage: Eukaryota; Viridiplantae; Streptophyta; Magnoliopsida; Asterales; Asteraceae
Product: vicilin-like seed storage protein At2g18540
Exons: 5
Coding region: 1-1581 (526 amino acids)
Source: RefSeq, a predicted model, not a curated record
AUGAGGCCUGAUCCUUCUUCAGUCUGUCUAGUAUUCUUUGCAUGCUGUGUAGUAUCUCUUGUUUCUUGUUUCUCCCAUGCAAUUGCAGCAGCAGCUUUUGGUGGUGCUGUCAUCGGCGAUUAUAGAGUGCCCGUGAAUGAUGGACUUACCGUAAGGAAAGAUGGGAGGUGGACGUUAAUGUCGACAGAGUUUGGUAAAAUAUCGGCCGUUAAGAUCAACGAUGGCAAAGAUGGAGGGUGUUACCACAUUCGGUUUAUCACCUUGGAACCUCAAUCGCUUUUUCUUCCUGUUCAACUUUUUUCAGAAAUGGUUUUAUAUGUCAAUGCAGGAAAUGGAACCCUGAGUUGGAUCGACGUUGGUAAAGAUGACCAUGAACUCCAGGAAAUAACGUUGCAGAAGGGUGACAUUUUCAGGCUACAACCCCAAACUGUUUUUUACAUACAAAACACCUUAAAGUCCGAAGACCCCAAGAAGCUUCAGAUUUAUGCAGUCUUUUCAGAUUCAGAAAGCGAAUUACAAAGCAAACAAUUUACCAAGGCAUACGCCGGAGUUCAAGAUCUCGUGCUGGGGUUUGACAACAAAGUCCUUCAAGCAACACUCAAUGUGUCUGGAGAAGUGAUGAAAGAACUAAGAGGAGGAGAAGGGCAAACAUUGAUUGUGCAAGGACAGGCGCCCGAAGCAAACAAUUCCAUGUCGGAAGUUGUUUCUCAUCCCUUUACUAGAGCCUUCCUAGGAAUCAAUCACAACAACGGCCUUUUCGACUUCUUAAACAAAAAGAAGAAAGACAAAAAAAAGGAUAAGAAGAAAAAAGAUAAAAAGAGGGAAGAUAAGAGGUCAAACAAUAUUUUCGAGGCAGAUCAUGAUAUUGAAACUCCUAAUGGUUGGAGUGUAACCCUGAACCAUAAACAGUUAGAUGCAUUCCAAGACUCUGAUUUUGGUGUUUUCAUGGUGAAUAUAACUAAGGGAUCAAUGAUGGCACCACAUUGGAACCCAAAAAGUGUGGAAAUAGCGAUUGUAUUGCAAGGAGAAGGAAUGGUUCAAGUAGUUUGUCCAAUGGUUCCAGAUGAAACACUUUGCAAAAACUCGAGGUUUAAAGUUGAAGAAGGUGAUGUGUUUGUAGUGCCACGGUAUCAUCAGAUGGCUCAAAUGUCCUUCAACAACGACUCUUUCGUUUUCAUGGGGUUCAAGAUGACACCAGAGGACAACCCUACUCUUGAUCAAUUCCUAACAGGAAAGACUUCGGUUCUCCAAACGCUGGAUAAAACAAUGUUGGCUAAGUCUUUCCACAUUAGUAACACGACGCUAAUGGAUGAAGUUUUAUCGGCUGAAAAAGAAUCCAUCCUCAUAGAAUGUGCAUCGUGUGCGGAGGAUGAAGAAAGGUUGAUGGAAGAAGAAAGGGAGGGCGGAUGGAGCGAGUGGCAAAAGAUGGAAGCCGAAAGUGAGUUAGCUAGACGUCAAGAGGCAGAGUUGCUAAAGAGGCUGAAAGAACAAGAGGAAGCCGCGGCUAAGGUAAGAAGACCGGAGGUGGAAAUUGGGACCUAUGUUCGACAAUGUAAGUGCACUUGUAUGUGCAAUGUUUGAUUUGUAGUUUUAACUUCUAUUUGUGUACUUGUACCUUGUUGCUGCUGGCUAAGCUAAGUGAACUCAGUUUUGUCAUCAA